AUGGGCGAGUGGGACGCUGCCCAGAUCCACUUGCUCAGCACUCGUCCACCUCUCUCCAGGCCAGGAUUCGUGAGAUAUAAGGCCGCCACUCGAGGAGAGGCAGUAUGUGGAGAAGGAAUUAGAUACCCAGUGGUUCAAGGGGUAAACUUGCGCACGAGACUCAAUCCACCUUUACCUAAUUCAUAUUAUGGUAACCUUAGUCGAUUUUCCAUAGCAAUAUUAGCACCACCGGCAUUGGAAAAAGGCGCUAUAGGAGAGGAUCAUCGUAGCUUGGUCACUCAAAUGAGAGAUGGGAUAAGAAAAGUUAAUAGCGAUUAUGUAAGGAAACUCCAAGAGGGUGGUGGUGGUGGUAUGGGGGGCUUGAAUUCCAAGAAAGAGGAGGGUGGUAAUAAAGGAGGAGGAGGAGGUGGUGGAGAGGCAGUGUUUACUUUUAUGUUUUCGAGCAUAGCUAGGUUCCCGCUAUAUGAAACUGAUUUUGGAUGGGGAAGGCCUGUAUGGGUGACUAUGGGUGUAGUAAAUCUUGAUAAUGUGGUUGCUUUCUUUCCUACUAAAUCAGGUGAUGGCAUAGAAGCAUUGAUUUGUAUGAAUAAGGGUGAUCUGGUGAAACUUGAAACUGAUAAAGAGUUCCUCUCAUUUGUUUCCAAUCCUAAAUUUCCACUUCUCAGCUCCCUAUAA
Molecule: messenger RNA, 675 nt
Organism: Camellia sinensis
Lineage: Eukaryota; Viridiplantae; Streptophyta; Magnoliopsida; Ericales; Theaceae
Source: RefSeq, a predicted model, not a curated record